AUGCAUUCUAUUCUUCACCACUGCCACAACUUGCAAUGUGGUGGACAUUUUGGAGCCACGAGAACAUCAGCUAAGGUAUUGCAGAGUGGUUUUUAUUGGCCAACUUUAUUCAAAGAUGCUAACUUUUUUGUAAAGGCUUAUGAUCGGUGUCAGCACACGAGCAAUAUCUCCAGGAGAAAUGAGAUUCCUCUCAAUGUGAUUUUGGAAGUCGAGCUGUUUGAUGUUUGGGGCAUUGACUUCAUGGGUCCAUUUCCACCGUCGUACAAUAAUGAGUACAUUCUGUUAGCUGUUGACUAUGUGUCCAAAUGGGUGGAAGCUGUUGCGACAAAGACCAAUGAUAGUAAAACUAUGUUAAACUUUCUCCAUAAACACAUUUUCACUCGUUUUGGUACACCCCGAGCUCUCAUUAGUGAUGAAGGGAGUCAUUUUUUUAACAAACACCUUGAUACACUUUUAGCUUGCUACGACGUAUACCACCGCACUACAUUGCCAUAUCACCCCUAG
Molecule: messenger RNA, 504 nt
Organism: Humulus lupulus (European hop)
Lineage: Eukaryota; Viridiplantae; Streptophyta; Magnoliopsida; Rosales; Cannabaceae
Exons: 1
Coding region: 1-504 (167 amino acids)
Biological process (GO): DNA integration
Molecular function (GO): nucleic acid binding
Source: RefSeq, a predicted model, not a curated record